Perkinsus marinus ATCC 50983 is the source of this 276-nucleotide messenger RNA. RefSeq lists its product as hypothetical. The coding region runs from base 1 to 276 and encodes 91 amino acids. The transcript has a single exon. The record is from RefSeq and is a predicted model, not a curated record. Lineage: Eukaryota; Perkinsozoa; Perkinsida; Perkinsidae.
AUGAACGAUCAGGUGCUUCAAGACAUCGCCAUGAUGCUUAGUCAGGGCCGAAUCACGGGUCAGGACUGUGAUCAUGACGUUAUCCAUACGACAGUGGAUCCAACUAGCAUCACAGAAGAGCUGGAGGGUGAGGAUGGCUCCUCUACCGAUGGUGAAGAGGAUGAUCCGAAAAAGGGCCGAGGUGGUGCGAUUACCUGGCAUAAACGGAUGACAUCCGAUGACGAAGACUCAGCUGAAAUGUGGAUAGAGAAUAACACCUACGGGAUCAUGAGGUAG